UUCAGUUCAGUCGCUCAGUAGAUCUAGGAAAUUUAGAAUCCUUUUGAAAGCAAAUCAGUAAACAUAAAGAGGAAAACCUUACGCUGGGAAUACACAACAGUUCAAGAAAGAAUAUUAUUUACGCAGAGCGCCUGAUUAUAUAUGGGUAUGUCGAAGUCGUUCUUCAAAGUUCUGCGUGAUAACGUUUUGUUUCUCUUCUUAUUUCUGGGGGCAGUUUUGGGAAUUUUUCUUGGAAUAUUCCUCAACGAUGAAGUUCAACAAUCAUCGGAAUCAAGAAAACUUGCAAUGUUAAUUGGUUUUCCAGGGGAAUUAUUCCUGCGAAUGUUGAUGUUUGUAGUUUUACCGUUCAUUUCAUCGAGCAUUAUAACUUCUCUAACAAAGAUUGACAAAAAUGCCGUAAGACAACUUGGAAAGCGUGCAGUAAUCUACUACCUGGUCACAACUCUGAUCGCAACCAGCCUGUCUGUUGUUUUGGGUGCACUCAUUAUAAAACCACAAACUCAUGAAUAUAGAAUUGACCAGACAGCCAAUACGAGACCUAUCUACGCUAUAUUGGAUAUGAUUAGGAACAUGGUCCCUGACAACAUUAUCGAAGCAAGUAUUUCAUCUACUCGAACAAAGCUGGAAAAGAGAGUAACAAAUUUCACAUUUGUAAAUAAAUCCGCUGUUCACCUCAAAUCAUCUCCUGGAAACUUGUCAUCGCUCUUGAAGAAAGAAGAGAUCAAUCCCUGGAGUAUAUCUGCUGAUUCUAUACAAAUCAUCAAAGAGGGAAAUGUAAUCUAUGAAUAUGUUGGUCAGGAGAAAUAUAACUCCGCAAAUCUCUUGGGUGUUCUUGUUCUUUCAAUAGUGUUUGGAAUUGUAUUGAAUGGUCUGGGUGACAAUGGAAAAGCAAUAGCGGAUUUCUUUAGUUGUUUGUUUCAACUUUUCAUGAAGAUCGUUGAAAUAAUAAUGUGGUUUUCGCCUAUUGGUAUCACAAGUAUAAUUGCCGGAAAGCUGGCUGCAAUGAACGAUAUAGGUGGAACAAUGGAAAAUAUUGGACUAUAUGUUACAGCAGUAUUGAUAACAUCCGUAAUUUUUGCAGUUGUUGUCACGGGUAUAUAUGUCAUUUUACUGCGACGAAAUCCUUUUAAACUUAUGAGAUCUAUUGCUAAAGCAUUGCUUACUGCUUUCGGCGUAGGCUCGAGUGCUGCAUGUUUGCCUGUGACUUUAACUUGCUUGAAAGAAAACAAAGUGGUUGAUGAUCGUCUAGCUCAGUUUAUGCUUCCCAUUGGAACAGUAUUAAAUGCCCCUGGGACGGCGAUCACUAUCGCUGUUGGUACAAUGUUUGUUGUACAAACAUUUCAUCCUUACUUGCGCACCGUGAGUUCAUGCAUUCUUAUCAGUGUAUCAUCAACAAUAGCAACACUUGCGGCGCCACCUAUACCUGGGUCUGUGCUGAUUGCUGUUCAAGGCAUUGUGUUACAAGUCAUUGGAAUUCCAACGGCUGACGUCUGGUUAAUCUUUGCUGUUGAAUGGUUGACAGAUCGCAUUAGUACCCCUGUCAACAUUUGGGCAAACAGUUUGGCUUUGGUUAUAUUUGAGCAUUAUUCACGUGACGAACUCCAAUCGCUUGAUGAUUGUACCGAAGCACUUGAGGAAGUAUCUGUAGUUUCAGCUAAAGGUGCACCUGAUUCAACUCAUACGAAUGCUGUCGUUAUUGAUAUUGCGGAUGAAGUCGUUCAAGAAGAUGAAGAGAAAAAAACAUAACAUUCUAGAGGCUUGGUAGAAGAUUGACAAAUUUUGAGUACUGUUUAUGUCAUUUAUAUUUAUAAUAU
Dendronephthya gigantea is the source of this 1814-nucleotide messenger RNA. Its product is annotated as excitatory amino acid transporter 1-like. The transcript is spliced from 7 exons. Gene Ontology annotation, cellular component: plasma membrane. Gene Ontology annotation, biological process: L-glutamate transmembrane transport. Bases 142 to 1746 code for a protein of 534 amino acids. The record is from RefSeq and is a predicted model, not a curated record. NCBI's taxonomy places the organism in Eukaryota, Metazoa, Cnidaria, Anthozoa, Malacalcyonacea, Nephtheidae. Gene Ontology annotation, molecular function: glutamate:sodium symporter activity; L-glutamate transmembrane transporter activity; neutral L-amino acid transmembrane transporter activity.